Bradysia coprophila is the source of this 659-nucleotide messenger RNA. RefSeq lists its product as uncharacterized. NCBI's taxonomy places the organism in Eukaryota, Metazoa, Arthropoda, Insecta, Diptera, Sciaridae. The record is from RefSeq and is a predicted model, not a curated record.
UCACUAUGAUAACCUGGCUUUUUGUUAGUGGCAUUCAGAUGAUUUUGCUAAUAAAUCCGACAUCAGGCACGAUAUAUCAGAUACAGUCCACUAAGGCAGUGUAUGAAAGUUUAACGGAUAAGGUGUUGGUCAAUGCUACCGUUAGUAAAUUGACGGGUCUAACUGUCUACCUCAACGUGUUCGAAGAAUUUGCCGAACUGUUGACUGACGUGAGCUUAAUGGUUGAUUUGAAUGACAGAAAUACUUAUGAUUUUGAUGUUGUGAGACGAACGAUCAACACAUGUCGAUUAUUCAGUGAACCGACGUAUGAACCUGUCGUCCAGUUUUUGUAUAAACUAUUUUUAAACAGUGGAAACUUUCCAAGAGAAUGUCCUAUUCGGAAAGGUCUCUAUUACAUCAAAGACAUGAAAGCCGAUCCCAAAAAUCUACCCCAGAUGAUGGCAGGAAAGAAAGCCAUUUUGAAUAUUAAACAUUUAGCGACGAUAAAUGAAAAAAUGACGCUACUCGUUUAUUACGAAGUACAUUUUGGCGUUGAAAGAUUGCAUGAAAGGAACGGAACCACAAAGCCAAGAAAACCCAAUCGAAAUAGGAACCGGAAUUUUGAUUAGACAAACGCUGAGCACUGUCAGUCAAUUUAAAGGAACUACUCUAUAAUCACA